This is a messenger RNA of Momordica charantia (bitter melon), 1292 nucleotides long. RefSeq names its product myb-like HTH transcriptional regulator family protein. Gene Ontology annotation, molecular function: DNA-binding transcription factor activity; DNA binding. The record is from RefSeq and is a predicted model, not a curated record. NCBI's taxonomy places the organism in Eukaryota, Viridiplantae, Streptophyta, Magnoliopsida, Cucurbitales, Cucurbitaceae.
GACACCAGUCUUCUGUCUUCUCCAUCACCAUCUGUCUCCCUAGGGUUUCUCUCUCUCCUCUCUCUCUCUCUCCAGAAACUCCAAGAGAUCAAUCAAAUCCGCAGCCAAACCUUUUUCUUCUCUCUCUUCGUCUCCUCUGGUUUCGAGGAAUUAUCAGAUCUCUCCGUGUUCCUUUUUUUUUUUUUAAAGAGAAACCAUUUUAUUAAGAAAGGUACGUGAGAAUAAUACAUAUAUCAGAUCCUGUGUUACGAUUCUUCGGAAACGGUUUAUAAGAAUCGUUAUGGAAGCGGGGAGCGAUGGUGCAGCAGUAGAAUGUUCAAACAGAAGUAGGAGUGAAGAUGAUGAGAAGAAUUGUAAUAAUCAGAGGGAAUUAGGAAACGAAGGGAGCUCCAGCAACAGCACCAUUGAAGAGAAUAAUACUCACGAUCAUAAUCAGAAGAAUAAGCCGAGCGUGCGGCCGUACGUUAGAUCCAAACUCCCCCGACUCCGGUGGACGCCUGAUCUCCAUCACCGUUUCGUUCAUGCUGUCGAAAGACUAGGCGGUCAAGAAAAUGCUACCCCUAAGUUGGUUCUUCAGUUAAUGAACAUCAAAGGACUGAACAUCGCCCAUGUAAAGAGCCACCUUCAGAUGUACAGAAGCAAGAAGAUCAACGAACAUGGCCAAGUGGCGGAUCAAAGGCUUGUGAUGGCAGAAACUGGCGAUCGCAACAUAUUUACUGUCAGCCAAAUCCCUAUGUUCCAACGCUAUAACCAAACCUACCCCUCCAAUAUUUUCCGAUUUGGCGGGUCUUCCUGGAGCGCUUACGAGAACAAGGCCUCGGCAGUCCCUCAAGYGAGAUCGAGCCUAUUUGGUGGCAGCAAUGCAGGCUCGUUCAGCGAACMGAACACGACGKUGACGAGAAAAACGACGCGAGAUUUGAAAGCCCCAGAUGGAGAAAUUGACUUGAGUUUAUCGCUGAAGAUUGCAGCAAGAGAAGAGAAGAUAGAUCACAAGAGAAUGAGGAUAGAAGAAGAAGAAAAAGUUGCAGAAAGUAGAACUGAUUUGUGUCUAAGUUUGUGCUCAUAUUAUUCAAUAUCUCCUUGAAGGAUGGAAGAGGAGAGAGAGAGAGUAAGUACUCUGGAUCUGACUAUAUGAAUUCAGAGAUCAAAUUCUAAGUGAGAUACUGAGGUACUUAUUUGAUCCCCACUUGUAGCUAAGUGCAUGUGUAACGUCAUUUUUCUUCAAAAUGUAUAUUAGAAAUUCAGACAUGCAUCAUAUUAAGGCCAAAAUAUAUUCAUGGUUUUGCUGCCUA